AUGCAGCUCUUCCUUAUCAACUUUAUCUUGGUCGUCUACACCCUAUCAGCCUUUGUCCGUGCCGAUGCUGUCACAGAUGCAAUUCACUUGCAGGGCCUCGCUUUCAACACGGCGGACACUGUUUUUGCUUCAUUGAAUGGGACUGCUUAUCUCGUGGGUUAUGCAAGGUUGAUGGGAGAGGUGAAGACUGACGAGCUCAGNAACACGUCGGAUCUUGUCUCUGGAGUCAGCGCCGCUAUUCAAAGAGCAGAUUUGAGCAUGAUGUCCAACGUCGUUCGUCUUGCCUUGGGUCUCAAUUCAUCAUUGGGAGCCUUGUUGACCUCUUGCAGNUCCUCUCCGGCCACCACAAAUCUGACUAUUCCANNGUACGUCAACUCGAUGCUCUAUCUCGCCGACACCGUUCAACGCCGCGGUCGCCUCUUCCACUCGGAGUUGAACCUUCCAGUGUAUCAAGCUCUUCAGAAUCUGUCUUCUGCCGUCUCUGUGAGCGUGGACUUCAGGCUUCUGUGCGCCAUAACCAUACUAACGUCUUGUACANNGACUUAUGGUCACAACCUCAUGUCACGAAACUUGAUCCAGAGAAACAGUACCAUCCGUACCUUGACUACCGGCAGUGCUAUCGUCAGAGCACAAAGUGCAUGGGCCAACAAUCAGAACUACCCUGGCAAGAGGGAGACUUCGAGCUGGUCGGGAUGA
Aureobasidium vineae is the source of this 696-nucleotide messenger RNA. The record is from the annotation of a GenBank genome assembly. NCBI's taxonomy places the organism in Eukaryota, Fungi, Ascomycota, Dothideomycetes, Dothideales, Saccotheciaceae.